AUGCUUUGUGAAGAUGGUGGCAGCGAAAGGAUGAAAAUUGAAAAGUAUCAGUACCCUUCUUCCAUUUUAUCAUUCUCUCUUUUCUUCUUUCUUUUAUUUCCAUUCCUUUUUGUUUUCUUUCUUUUUUCUAUCCUCCUUUCUUUCUCUCUUUCUUUCUUUCUUUCUUUCUUUCUAUUCCUUCCUUUUUGUUUAUAUUCGUUUUUCUUCUUUCUUUCUUUCUUUCUUUCUUUCUUUUCCUUCCUUUUUGUUUAUAUUCCAUCCUUUUUCUUCUUUCUUUCUUUCUUUCUUUCUUUCUUUCUUUCUUUCUUUCUUUCUUUCUUUCUUUCUAUUCCUUCCUUUUUGUUUAUAUUCCAUCCUUUUUCUUCUUUCUUUCUUUCUUUCUUUCUUUCUUUCUUUCUUUUCCUUCCUUUUUGUUUAUAUUCCAUCCUUUUUCUUCUUUCUUUCUUUCUUUCUUUCUUUCUUUCUUUCUUUUCUUUCUUUCUAUUCCUUCCUUUUGUUUAUAUUCCAUCCUUCUUCUUUCUUUCUUUCUUUCUUUCUUUCUUUCUUUCUAUUCCUUACUUUUUGUUUAUAUUCCAUCCUUUUUCUUCUUUCUUUCUUUCUUUCUUUCUUUCUUUCUAUUCCUUCCUUUUUGUUUAUAUUCCAUCCUUUUUCUUCUUUCUUUCUUUCUUUCUUUCUUUCUUUCUUUCUUUCUUUCUUUCUUUCUUUCUUUCCUUUUUGUUUAUAUUCCAUCCUUUUUCUUCUUUCUUUCUUUCUUUCUUUCUUUCUUUCUUUCUUUCUUUCUUUCUUUCUUUCUUUCUUUCUUUUCCUUCCUUUUUGUUUAUAUUCCAUCCUUUUUCUUCUUUCUUUCUUUCUUUCUUUCUUUCUUUCUUUCUUUCUUUCUUUCUUUCUAUUCCUUCCUUUUUGUUUAUAUUCCAUCCUUCUUCUUUCUUUCUUUCUUUCUUUCUUUCUUUCUUUCUUUCUUUCUUUCCUUCCUUUUUCUUUUUUCUUCUCCUUCCUUUUCUAUCUUGCUUUCUUUCUUUCUUCUCCUUCCUUUUGUUUAUUUUAUCUAUCUAUCUAUCUAUCUAUCUAUCUAUCUAUCUAUCUAUCUCAGUCUGUUCCAAACUAUCUAUCUAUCUAUCUAUCUAUCUAUCUCUGUUCCUAUCUAUCUAUCGAUCAAUCUAUCUCAGUCUGUUCCUAUCUAUCUAUCUAUCUAUCUAUCUUGAUCUGUUUAUAUCCAUUAAUUUCAGUCUUUUCAUAUCUAUCUAUCUCAAAGUUAACAGAUACACUAUCUAUCUAUCUAUCUAUCUAUCUAUCUAUCUAUCUAUCUAUCUAUUUCAAUCUCUUCAUUAUUUAUUUAUCUAUCUCAAUCACUUCAUAUCUAUCUAUCUAUUUACCUAUCUCAACCUCUUCAUUAUCUCUUUCAUUUUUUCAUUAUUUAUCUCAAUCUCUUCAUUAUCUAUCUAUCUAUCUAUCUAUCUAUCUAUCUAUCUGUCUAUCUCAAUCACUUUAUUAUCUAUCUGUCUAUGA
Acanthosepion pharaonis is the source of this 1506-nucleotide messenger RNA. NCBI's taxonomy places the organism in Eukaryota, Metazoa, Mollusca, Cephalopoda, Sepiida, Sepiidae. The record is from the annotation of a GenBank genome assembly.